Messenger RNA from Rhinichthys klamathensis goyatoka, 3489 nucleotides. Its product is annotated as potassium/sodium hyperpolarization-activated cyclic nucleotide-gated channel 2-like. Gene Ontology annotation, cellular component: membrane. Lineage: Eukaryota; Metazoa; Chordata; Actinopteri; Cypriniformes; Leuciscidae. Gene Ontology annotation, molecular function: voltage-gated potassium channel activity. Bases 45 to 3287 code for a protein of 1080 amino acids. Gene Ontology annotation, biological process: transmembrane transport; potassium ion transport. The record is from RefSeq and is a predicted model, not a curated record. The transcript has 8 exons.
UCCCGCAAAGAUAAUUACAGGCCAAAUCUGAUCCGCUGAAUGACAUGGACCGGAAUGAGCUCUCGCCCGGUUCGGAUGUUGCCAUGACGAAGAAAGCGGCCCAUAAGAGCGCGCCUCCGUAUCACUGCGCCGGGAAAAGCACCGCUAAGAGUUGCCUGGAGUCCAACUCGGAUGCCGCCUCCGGCUCGAACCCGAAACCCAAUCACGUCGCCACGGAGGAGACGGAAGAUGGGGAGGAGGAAUCCAAGUUUCAGCAUCCGAGACUGAGGAGAGCAGGUGGAGGAGGGAGCGCGCAGCAGAUUAGAGGAGGAGGAGGAGGAGGAGGAAGAGGAGGAGGCGCGUCUAGGAGCUCCACUUCCACUGAUGCGCGCCCGGGUGAUGCUGCUUCUGCUGCGGGGCGCCACGACACCGUUAAGGGCGGAGGAGGAGGAGGCAAAGCGUCUACCGUAGUGGCCACCGUGACGGUAGAGCCUUGUAAUGCUGCCGAAGGCGACGGCAAUCCCUCAGCACCGCUUUCCAGCAUGAAAUGCAACAAGAACGGGGAGUGCAGGCGGGACUCCGGCACCGGGAGCCUCCGGUCCAUCAUGUCCAAGACGGACGGGUUUAAGCGGACAGCGUGCAAUUCAACGACCAGCGUUGACGGAACCAGCACGCAGGGGCAGGACGCCUCGAACAACCCCGGCUUCCCGGAGAAGAAGGAUUCCAAAGUGUCCUUUUCCAACACUCCCAGCAGGAAAGCCUCGUCGUCGAUCCACGGCGCACAGCAGCCCCGGAACUCGGUGACGUUCCUCAAAUCCGAGGAUGGCGGUCAGGAGGACACCGAGACCCGGGACAGCCGGGACAGCCAGACGAGCUUCAUGCAGAGGCAGUUCAGUAGCAUGUUGCAGCCCGGGGUCAAUAAAUUCUCCCUGCGCAUGUACGGGAGCCAGAAGGCGGUGGAGAAGGAGCAGGAGCGCGUGAAAUCGGCGGGAAACUGGAUCAUUCACCCCUACAGCGACUUCAGGUUCUACUGGGAUUUCACCAUGCUUCUCUUCAUGGUGGGCAACCUGAUCAUUAUUCCUGUGGGCAUCACCUUCUUCAAAGAAGAGACCACCACUCCGUGGAUCAUCUUCAACGUGAUCUCCGACACCUUCUUCCUCAUGGACCUGGUGCUCAACUUCCGCACGGGCAUCAUCAUCGAGGACAAUUCCGACAUUAUCCUGGACCCCAAGACCAUCAAGAAGAAGUACCUGAAGACCUGGUUUGUGGUGGACUUUGUCUCUUCCAUUCCGGUGGAUUAUAUCUUCCUGAUUGUGGAGCAGGGCAUAGACUCAGAGGUGUACAAGACGGCGCGAGCCCUGAGGAUUGUGCGUUUCACUAAGAUCCUGAGCUUGCUGAGGCUGCUGCGUCUCUCUCGGCUGAUCCGCUACAUUCACCAGUGGGAAGAGAUCUUCCACAUGACGUAUGACCUGGCGAGCGCAGUGAUGCGCAUCAUUAACCUGAUAGCGAUGAUGUUGUUGCUGUGCCACUGGGACGGGUGCCUGCAGUUUCUGGUGCCAAUGCUGCAAGACUUCCCAUCAGACUGCUGGGUCUCCCUCAACAAGAUGGUGAAUGACACGUGGAGUGAGCUGUACUCGUUUGCUGUGUUUAAAGCCAUGAGUCACAUGUUGUGUAUUGGUUAUGGUCGUCAAGCUCCGGAGAGUCUCUCUGAUAUCUGGCUGACGAUGCUCAGCAUGAUUGUUGGUGCCACCUGCUAUGCCGUCUUCAUCGGACACGCCACGGCCCUCAUCCAAUCACUGGACUCCUCACGACGCCAGUACCAGGAAAAGUACAAGCAAGUGGAGCAGUACAUGUCCUUCCACAAACUCCCGUCAGAUUUCCGACAGAAAAUCCACGAUUACUAUGAGCACCGUUACCAGGGCAAGAUGUUUGAUGAAGAGAGCAUCCUAGAGGAACUGAACGAGCCGCUCAGAGAGGAAAUCGUGAACUUCAACUGCCGUAAGCUGGUGGCCUCUAUGCCCCUGUUCGCCAACGCCGAACCCAACUUCGUGACAGCCAUGCUGACGAAGCUCCGUUUCGAGGUCUUCCAACCGGUCGAUUACAUCAUCCGUGAGGGAACCAUCGGCAAGAAGAUGUACUUCAUUCAACACGGCGUCGUGACAGUGAUAACCAAAGGAACUGUGGGGCUGAAACUUUCUGACGGCUCCUACUUCGGAGAGAUCUGUCUGCUGACGCGGGGUCGGCGUACGGCAAGCGUGCGAGCGGAGACCUACUGUCGCCUGUAUUCUCUCUCCGUGGACAAUUUUAAUGAGGUAUUGGAGGAGUAUCCCAUGAUGAGGAGGGCCUUUGAGACCGUGGCCAUCGACCGACUGGACCGCUUAGGAAAAAAGAAUUCCAUCCUAAUGAACAAAGUGCAGCACGACUUAAACUCCGGCAUCUUAAACAACCAUGAGAACGAGAUGAUCCAAGAGAUCGUGAAGUACGACCGAGAGAUGGUGAAGCUGAUCGAUCAGCAGCGCCCGCGUGCCAUGUCCAUGACGCCCUCCAUCCCGCCAGGGAUGUUUGCUCCGCCUGGCCAUCCACAGGGCAGCUCUGCCAUCGCCUCUCUUCAGCAAGCUGUAGCGAUGAGCUUCUGUCCGCAGUUCGGUGGCCCUAUGGUGGGUCCGAGCACCUUGCAGUCGCCCAGGAUGGUCCGACGGUUCCAGGUUGUGCAAAGCCUUGCCAGCCCGGUUUCGGCUUCUCCUCAACAGUCUCUCCCGCCGCUUGGCGCGUUCGCUGCCGUUGCGAUGGCCAGUCCGCCGGUGCAGAGUCCGCUAGCAGCGGCAGGCGGGCGAACUUUCCAGUACGGGAGUGGCCCGAUGGGUGCGCGCUCCGGAUCUCAAUUGUCCCUCAUCCAACAGCAUGCUCCCAGUCCCACACGGCCCAAAGGAUCCCAACCGUCGCACCAAACAGGCAGCUUGACCCAGGAUGAUAGAGCCCUGUCUGCUUCACAACCCUCCCUGCCACAAGAUGGCGCCCCACCCGUCGUGCCCAGCCCGCCACCGUCGACCCGCGUGUCCUCAACAUCGAUCGGCCCACCUCAUCCCGCCAUCCCGGGGCCUUCCGGUGUCCGGAGCGCAUUGCAUCAGAGAAUGGCACUGCCACACCAGGCGUCAGCAGCCGUGUCUGGGAUUUACCCGUCCACAGCGCCUCCUACAGGCACUCCCCCCGUAACGGGACCGGACUCGGCUAUACGCAAGAAAGAUUCCAUAGUCAGCCUUCCCGAGACGGACUUCACAGCCAGAUCCCGGCUCUCGUCCAACCUCUGACGAGGACUCUGAGACUCUUUGCAAUACUUUUUUGUGAGUCAAAGUUAGUUAUUUUUGCUCGAGUACCGCGCUCGUAGGAUGGCUUUUCAUAGGAACCAAAGGGACAGACUUAAGGUGCGGUCACAUUUACCAUUGCUCUGGGGAAAUUUCAAGGGGCGAAAUUUAUAUUUAUGCAUCUAGCAGAUGCUUUUAUCCAAAGCGA